UCAAUUUCACCGGUUGACCUUCACCGGGAAAACGUGGUUUUGAUUCGGAUCAAUGUUUUUGGAUUAAAAAAAAAGGCUUAAGAAAAACUUCAAUAAACGACGUCGUUGUCGUUUCCUCGCCUCAGAGGGAAAGCUAGAAACGAGGGGCGGAGCCUAGGGUUCUUCCUCUACCAUUACUUCCCAUCUCGAUUUUGAUUGAACACACGAACUUCAAUUAGUGAUUUCUGUAGCUAAACAAAGAGGUAAUGGCGAGAAAAUACAGUGAUUCCAGUGACGACGAAAGGAGUAGGUAUCGUCGUCACGAGAGAAGAAGCGAGCGUUGGCGCGUCGUCGAUAAUGAUAAAGAUGGGGGCAGAAUUGGUGAGCAGGAAGAUAGGGAUCGAGAGGAAAGGAGGGGAAGAGAUGUUCGAGAAAGAAAGUCAUCGAGGGUAAGUUCCGACGAAGAAGGAGAAUUGGUGGAGAGAGAAAGGGGCGAGCCAGAUAGAGAGAGAAAUAGUGACCGUAGGGAUAGGGUUAAAGAGUAUAAUCAUAGUUCUGAUGAAGAUAAUGACCAGCGGGAGAGGAGAGACAGGCAUGAAAGAGAAAGAAACCGUCGGCAUGAAAAUGGGCAUAGACGGCGAGAAGCUGAGGAUAGAAGUAGGGACCGGCACUGGAAAUCAGAACGAGAGAGGGAUAGAAUUGAUGAUGACAGGCGCAGGAGGCAUAAGAACAGAGAUGAAUCAGAUGAUGAUGGCGAAAAUGGGAGACGCAAGGAGAAAAAUGAAUCGGGGGAAGAUGGCGACCGUGGAAAGGUGGUUGAAGACUCAAAACCUCGAAAAACAACAUCCGGAGAAGGAAAUCUGAACACUGAAGCAUCAAAUUUGGGCAGAAGUGGAGGGGUUUACAUCCCUCCUUUUAAAUUGGCCCGAAUGAUGAAGGAAGUUCAAGAUAAAAGCAGUGUCGAGUACCAGAGAUUGACAUGGGAUGCCCUUCGUAAGAGUAUUAAUGGGCUUGUGAACAAGGUUAAUGCCACCAACAUAAAGAACAUUAUCCCAGAACUGUUUUCCGAGAAUCUGAUUCGAGGGAGGGGUCUCUUCUGUCGAUCAUGUAUGAAGUCUCAGAUGGCAUCUCCGGGCUUUACUGAUGUUUUUGCUGCACUGGUUUCUGUUGUGAACACUAAAUUUCCUGAGGUCGGAGAUCUUUUAUUGAGAAGGAUAGUUUUGCAGCUCAAGAGAGCAUAUAAGCGGAAUGACAAGCCUCAAUUGCUAGCUGCUGUUAAAUUUAUAGCACAUCUUGUGAACCAGCAAGUGGCUCAUGAGAUUAUUGCUCUAGAACUCCUUGCUGUUUUGCUGGAGAAUCCCACCAAUGACAGUGUUGAGGUUGCGGUUGGUUUUGUCACAGAGUGUGGGUCCAUACUUCAAGACAUGUCACCAAAAGGCCUGGAUGGAGCUUUUGAGCGAUUUCGUGGAAUUCUUCAUGAAGGAGAGAUUGACAAGCGGGUGCAGUUUUUGAUUGAAGGCCUUUUUGCCAUUAGAAAAGCCAAAUUUCAGGGGUACCCUGCUGUACGUCCAGAGCUGGACCUUGUAGAGCAGGAAGACCAGUUAACACAUGAGAUAUCACUCCAGGAGGACAUAGAUCCCGAGAUCACUCUUGAUAUUUUCAAGCCAGAUCCUAAUUUCCUUGAAAAUGAGAAGCGCUAUGAAGAAUUAAGGAAAAACAUCCUUGGUGAGGAGUCUGCGGAUGAAGAAGGUUCUGAUGCAGCUUCAGGUGAUGAGGAUGAUGAUGAUGAUGAGGAGGAGGAGGAGGAGGACGACGACGACGACGACGAACAACAGAUGCAAAUAAAAGAUGAAACUGAAACUAAUCUUGUAAAUCUUCGGAGGACAAUUUAUCUGACCAUCAUGUCCAGUGUAGAUUUUGAGGAGGCUGGCCACAAGUUACUGAAAAUCAAACUCGAGCCAGGCCAGGAGAUGGAAUUAUGCAUCAUGCUUUUGGAAUGUUGCAGUCAGGAGAGAACUUACCUCCGGUACUAUGGUCUUUUAGGGCAGCGAUUUUGCAUGAUCAACAAAGUCCACCAAGAAAAUUUUGAGAAGUGCUUUGUUCAACAAUAUUCCAUGAUUCAUCGGCUAGAAACAAAUAAGUUGCGUAAUGUGGCAAAGUUUUUUGCCCAUUUACUUGGUACUGAUGCCCUGCCUUGGCAUGUGAUAGCUUAUAUACGCUUAACUGAAGAGGACACCACUUCUUCUUCUCGUAUAUUUAUCAAGAUUCUCUUCCAGGAGUUGUCAGAGCAUCUUGGAAUCCGUACAUUGAAUGAACGUCUUACAGAUCCUGCAAUGCAAGAUACAUUUGAAUCUAUUUUCCCUAGAGAUAAUCCGAAGAAUACACGCUUUUCCAUCAAUUUCUUCACAUCCAUUGGGCUUGGUGGCAUCACAGAAAAUUUGCGCGAAUACUUGAAGAAUAUGCCACGGCUUAUCAUGCAACAGCAAAAACCUGUCUCAGAAUCUGAAUCGGAUGAUGAAUCUGGAAGCUCUGGUUCAUCAGACUCAGGAUCUGGUAGUUCAGAACCAGAGUCAGAGUUGGAGUCAGAUUCAUCAAGCUCUGAUGAGGACGAAAGACUCCAGAAGCGGAGUAGAAGUGAUAGGGAUGAAAGAAGCAGGAAGCGAAGUAGAAAGGAUAGGGAUGAAAGAAACAGGAAGCGUAGUAGAAGAGAUUAGGGAAAUGGAAACCUCCUUCUGCAAGGUCAAAAGCUUGAUGUUUUAAAUUUAGAUAUUUAGUUGAGGCCAUCAUGUAAAUAUGGCAGGUUCUCUACAAGCUUUUUCGCAUUGUAAAUCUCUAUUCAGUUCGAUGCUUUAAAAUGUAUUUCACGUUCAAGUAGUUGAGUGUCCUGUACUUAAUCUUGUAUUAUUAUCUUUAGCAUAUGUUCUAGAUUUGUUUGAGAAAUUGUGAUUAUAGACUAGAGAUCAAUUUUGGCUGCUGUUACGGAUUCAUGGAAAUGAUCACAGAACUUUGUUGCACAAUAGUAGAGGCCCAUGCACUUUUACUCCU
This is a messenger RNA of Manihot esculenta (cassava), 3024 nucleotides long. RefSeq names its product pre-mRNA-splicing factor CWC22 homolog. The record is from RefSeq and is a predicted model, not a curated record. Lineage: Eukaryota; Viridiplantae; Streptophyta; Magnoliopsida; Malpighiales; Euphorbiaceae. Gene Ontology annotation, molecular function: RNA binding; protein binding. Bases 246 to 2693 code for a protein of 815 amino acids. Gene Ontology annotation, biological process: mRNA splicing, via spliceosome. The transcript has 7 exons. Gene Ontology annotation, cellular component: catalytic step 2 spliceosome.